Poecilia latipinna (sailfin molly) is the source of this 5296-nucleotide messenger RNA. It is a transcript of the gene galnt3, whose product is annotated as UDP-N-acetyl-alpha-D-galactosamine:polypeptide N-acetylgalactosaminyltransferase 3 (GalNAc-T3). The transcript is spliced from 12 exons. Gene Ontology annotation, biological process: protein O-linked glycosylation. Bases 790 to 2664 code for a protein of 624 amino acids. Gene Ontology annotation, cellular component: Golgi apparatus. The record is from RefSeq and is a predicted model, not a curated record. Lineage: Eukaryota; Metazoa; Chordata; Actinopteri; Cyprinodontiformes; Poeciliidae. Gene Ontology annotation, molecular function: polypeptide N-acetylgalactosaminyltransferase activity.
AGAGACAGACUCCAAAUUGGGCACCAGGGGAGGGUCAGCUCGGCUGGAGCCGGUUUCUCUGCUCCCUCAAUCAUCCAAAUCGUCUUGAGCUUUAUUCUUGGGACAUUUCAGAGAUUAGACAAGCGGUGAGUGUCAGCUUUCAUCACUUCUAUCAGAAAAGAAGAAAAAAAAAAGAACUAAAGCCGCUCACAUGCUGGAUGAUGACUCUAACUUCAAUGAUUCGUUUCGGAUCAUUUUCUGUUUAUUAGUUUCUUAAUCGACUCUGAAGUUUUAAGCUCUACGAGCAGGAUGUGGUGCUUCCCAGUAGCGUGAUUGGACGCGGUGGGGUAUAUGGCGUUCCUCCAUUAUUUGUAACCCAGCAACUGCCCCAGUGAAUGACCAGUUGAACAAAUCCUAUUAAUGACACCGCUCCAGAUUCUCAGCAGCUCCGAUGGGAAAACACUGGUUUCGCUUUGGCUCAGCCACAGAUAUGGAUUCUGACCAUUAUUUUGACACGCAGAGGUCUGGUGUGCGCACGCGCACCGCCGUGCCACCGCCCUCUACCUGAGAGGAGCACACCUGGAACCAACGAGACGGAAGUUUGUUGAAGUCAGAGAGAAAACUUUUGUCUUUUUUGAAAAUUGAACUUUUUUUGUGGGAUUAAAGCAGCAAACAGAUGAUCUCCAGUUAGCGCAAAAUGCCAUAUCCGUGGAUUUUUAAAACUUCGUUAAUGAACUGCCAAGCGUAAGCUUCAGUUCAGCGACUUGUGCUGGAUCUUCAUCCACAACCAGCCACAGCCAAGAAAGAAGGAUGAGUGUUUUUCGAAGAGUUCUCCGAAGACCGCUGCAUCCACUUAAACUGGUCAUAGUGACCAUAGUGUUUGUCACAUUUCUGUUUUUUAUACAAUGGGAAGUGGGGGCACAAAGCCAACAGGAGGAUCCCUGGCUGAAGGAGAUGGCAGUGAAGCGUGACAGCAUGCUGGGAAUGGUCAUAGGGGCUGUCAAUAACUUCAAGCAGGCAAAGCCAAAGAUGCAGAUCAAAGCCCCCAUACGGCAGCAGGAUGAACCAGGGGGAGCCUCCUGCCUGCCGGGUCACUACACUGCUGCUGAGCUCAGGCCGGCUCUAGAGAGGCCACCCCAGAACCCUCUCUCUCCUGGAGCUGCUGGGAAACCUUUCCACACGGAUUCACUCAGUCCGGAAGAACAGAAGGAGAAGGACAGGGGUGAAGAGAAGCACUGCUUCAACGUUUAUGCAAGCGAUCGCGUCUCCUUGAGCCGAGACCUGGGCGCAGACACAAGACCACCAGAAUGCAUCGAGCAAACCUUUAAGCGCUGUCCCCCCUUGCCGACCACCAGUGUGAUUAUUGUGUUUCACAACGAGGCGUGGAGCACUCUGCUGAGGACAGUUUACAGCGUCCUCCACACUUCCCCUGCAAUUCUCCUCAAGGAGAUCAUCCUUGUGGACGACGCCAGUGUGGAUGAUGUUUUGAAGGAUGACCUGGAUGAGUAUCUGAAGAAGCUGAACAUUGUCCGAGUAGUCCGUCAGCGAGAGAGGAAAGGACUCAUAACCGCUCGCCUGCUGGGUGCCUCCGUGGCCACCGGUGACACCCUCACCUUUCUCGACGCCCAUUGUGAGUGUUUCCAUGGGUGGCUGGAACCUCUGUUGGCAAGGAUUGCUGAGAACUACACCGCCGUUGUGAGUCCUGACAUAACAACUAUUGACCUCAAUACGUUUGAGUUCAUGAAACCUUCCCCAUAUGGUCAGCACCACAAUCGGGGGAACUUUGACUGGGGUCUCUCUUUUGGCUGGGAGACUCUACCCGAUCAUGAGAAGCAGAGGAGAAAGGAUGAAACGUAUCCCAUAAAGACUCCCACGUUUGCCGGUGGACUCUUUUCAAUCUCUAAAGAAUAUUUUUACCAUAUUGGAAGCUAUGAUGAAAAAAUGGAAAUCUGGGGUGCUGAAAACAUUGAGAUGUCAUUUAGGGUGUGGCAGUGUGGUGGACAGCUGGAGAUCAUCCCAUGUUCCGUAGUUGGUCAUGUUUUCAGGACCAAAAGUCCACAUACGUUCCCCAAGGGCACGCAGGUGAUUGCGCGGAAUCAGGUACGACUGGCUGAGGUCUGGAUGGACGAGUACAAGGAGAUCUUUUACCGCCGUAACCAGCAAGCUGCACAAAUGGCCAAGAAUAGAAAUUUUGGGGAUAUUUCCAAACGUGUGGACCUCCGGGAGCGACUGCAGUGCAAAAGCUUCUCGUGGUAUUUGAACAACGUUUAUCCAGAAGUUUUUAUGCCUGAUCUAAACCCAGUCUUCUUUGGCUCGGUAAAAAAUGUGGGGAAAGACACAUGUCUGGAUGCUGGAGAGAACAACGAGGGUGGGAAACCGCUGAUUAUGUACCCAUGUCAUGGACUUGGUGGAAACCAGUACUUUGAGUAUUCCACACGUCACGAAAUUAGACACAACAUUCAGAAGGAGCUGUGUUUGCAUGGGGCAGGGUUGGCUGUGACGCUGGAAGACUGCCAGUACAAAGGCAUGAAUACAUUUGUAGGAACCCAACAAAAAUGGGAGCUGAAGGAUAACCAGUUGCUCUACUUGCCAGGAUUGAACAUGUGUCUAACUGCCCAUCAUGAGAAUCCAUAUUUGGCUCCGUGCAACCCCUCAGACCAAUAUCAACACUGGUCCUUCGUCUGAGUCUGCAAACCACUACUUUGCAAAUGUUGACUUUGUAUGCAUGAAGCAUACAAGGACACAAGUAUCUCAUAAUGUAUGCAGCUUUUUUUUAUAGAUUAUAAACUACAUUGAAUUUUAAUUUAUUUUUUUAUACAUAAAAGGACUAAUCUUUGCUAUUGCUGCUGUUGGAAAUUGUGGAUUUUGGAAGAAUACAUCAUGUGCCUCUGCUCCAAGAAUUCAUUCAGUUGCACAUUAGACAAGUGCCUUUUAUGUUUUAGAUCACUUUGCAACCAAAGCAUACACCAGAUUAUUAGCUAAAGCUGGCAUAUACUGCAACAAGAUACACUGAGGAUGUACAUUUCAAUCUAAACAGUAAAAGUGGUGAUUUAAAAAAGUCCUAGUAAAGUGAUGGACAGUAUAAAUAGGAAAUGUCCAUUUAAAAAGUGCCUCAGAUCUCACAUUUUUUUAUUAGUCUUUAUAUGAAAUUGGGUAAUUUCAUAUAAUAAAAAAAAAAAAUUACCCAGUCUUAAAUAAAAUUGGGUAAUUUUUUUAUGAAAACCAUCUGGGGCUCAAGUAGUUUAAAUCAAGAUAUACCAACUUUUCUUUUUUAAGACCUAUUUUAUAAUGCAUUUUGUUGUAAAAGGACCACUUGAUUUGUUAACAGUGUGUCUGAAGAUGUUUGAAUAUCAAAAGACAAAACUUACAGUAACUGCAAUACAAACAUAAGAGUAGUAAAACAUCAUGAGUGAUUGAAAUUUAUUUUUAAAAUCAGCUAAAUAUGUCAAUUAUUUGAGGGUUUAUUCUUUAGUGAUUAUGAAGGGGAACUCUCAGUUUAUUAUAAGAAAAUCCACUUAAUUAAAUGCCUCUGCAGGAGUGAACCUAUGCAUUUCUGGUGCAGGCACUAGUGUUUUGAGGGCUGUGAAUGUUGCAUUGGGCCUUCAGAUUGAACUUGGUGACUUUUCUGAAAUGCCAAAUGUUUUGUGUUCAGUGUACUUAAAGUCUUAAGAUGUGAUUAUGAGAUAAAUAAAUAGUUUUGGGUAAAGCUUGGUUCACUCACGCUUCCCUUCUGUGGUCAGCAGAGGGCACUUUUGCACCUACAAAAGGCAAGCUUCUACAGUACAGACAAUGUGCAUUGAAAAUGUUUCAUAACAUCACAUUUUAUAAAAUGAAUUUGAAAACAUGUCAAAAUACAACAACUGAAAGUUAUGUAGGCUUUGUGUACAGUUAAAAACAUAACUUGGAAAAACAGAAUGGACCAUUUUGUGCAAAUCCUAUGCAUUUCACCAAAUAUGAAGCAGAAUUAAAGAAACCAGGCACAUGAAGCGUUACAAUUCACAUAAACUCGCAUGAAACAAAAGACAAUUUUAACAUAUCAAGUUACUUAAUACAGACUUUUAGUAAAGCACAAUAAAUACACGUCAUUUAACCAUUCGUAAUAAAUACUGAAAAUUAAAAUACAGUAAUCCUAAGUGGGUGCAAUGCCUUCAAGAACCUUCCCACACUGUACACUUUGGCACAAUUUCUAUGUAUUAUAGGUUUGUGUUGAUGAAACUGAUGACUUCAAAGUUAUUUGGGGACUUUCUGGGAGAUCCCAUCUAAUGAACAAAAUGGUGACGAUUGAAUGCUAAACUCAGUAAAUUUGAAUGUAUAUUUAAGCUUGAAAAUGGAGCACGUUCUUGUGUUUAUGCAUGAGCAAAGACUUAAUGGACUUCGUUUGAGCUUUUCCAUAAUAUCUUUAAGUUUCAUUCUGUCAAUGUUUACAGAUGCCACUAUGCACACAUUUUAAAUGAACAGGCUUUAUGGCUAAAAUGAUUCAGUAGUUCAACUUUUAAUGCUCAUAAAAUCAAUCCUAUUUAAAAUUAGACUUUGAUUGUCAACUCUGUGUAACCAUUUACCUGAAGAACAAAUCUGAAUUCUGCAAAGCAACUGUAAAUGAAAAGGUUAUUCUAUGCUGUUUUAAGAACUUAUCUUAAAAAGAAAAGCCCAAUCAUGCCUAUUGAACCUCCUUUAGUUAAUGUUACUGGAGCAACAUAAAAAAACAACUUCCUCUUUAGACUGUAAGGUGUAAUUUAAUCAUUUUAAAUCAGCCUUUCGUUCCUUUGGUAUUUAAAGAAGAUCAACACUGAAACGGGAAGACUUUCACUAAUGACUGUAGCAUUUAUAGACAGAAAAGGAAUUGUUUCUCAACUAAAAGAAUGUAUGAAUGUUUGAUUGUACCAAAUGGGUGUAUGGACACUUGAUAGACGGAGAGGGAAAAGGAUAGAAUGUACACUGUUUUUAUUUUUUUUGAAAGAUUAUCGAUGUAGAAAAUGACUUGAAUAGUCCUCACCUGCCAAAAAGUCUCUUCUGGACGCUGAAACAACAUGAAUAUUUUUUUUAAGGAAAGGAACAACCAUAUAAAAAGGUUUGCAAUGAUCAUGACCUAUAGCUCGAGAAAGGAAUCAACAGCCAAACCACUAAGGUGACUCAGUUGUUGAGCAAGGGGCUUCUCAGAGGAGAGGAUGUGUUAUUUGCAUUCCAUAAGUAAUGUUGCUCUUCUGCAGCUUUUGGCUGCAUUUUUGCCUGCCUGUGCUCCCUUGAUUUUGCACAUGAGCAAUGUUUACUAUUGUAAUCUACAAGCUAGAGCCGAAGGUACAAAAUGGUAUAUGCCCUU